This is a messenger RNA of Cercocebus atys (sooty mangabey), 519 nucleotides long. RefSeq names its product golgin subfamily A member 8A-like. The transcript is spliced from 6 exons. Gene Ontology annotation, cellular component: Golgi cis cisterna; Golgi cisterna membrane; cis-Golgi network. The record is from RefSeq and is a predicted model, not a curated record. NCBI's taxonomy places the organism in Eukaryota, Metazoa, Chordata, Mammalia, Primates, Cercopithecidae. Gene Ontology annotation, biological process: Golgi organization; spindle assembly. The annotation marks the transcript as partial.
AUGGCAGGAGAAACUCGAGAGAGCAAAUUGGCAGCAGCCAAGAAAAAGCAGGGACUGGGUGCCCCUCUGCCAGCUGAGACAGCCCACACACACCCCAGCCCUAAUGAUUGUUCUCUCUACCUCUCCCCCGACUCCUCCUCGACCUCCUCCUCUCUGCAUGCGCCUCAGAGCCCGUGCCAAGAACUACCAGCAGCCCUGGACUCGAGGUCCGUCAAAAUCAGUCAACUGAAGAAGACCAUCAAAUCCUUGAAACAACAGAAGAAACAAGUGGAACAUCAGCUGGAAGAAGAAAAGAAGGCAAACAAUGAGAAACAGAAAACUGAAAGGGAGCUAGAGGUUCAAAUCCAGACAUUGAACGUACAGAAAGGGAAACUAAGUACGGACCUGUUUCACACGAAAUGCUCGCUCAGAUACUUUGAAGAAGAGUGCAAGGAUCUGGCCGACCGCCUGCAAUGUUCAUUGCAGCGUAAAGGAGAGUUAGAGCAGGUUCUCUGUGCUGUCACCGCCACACAGAAGAGG